Messenger RNA from Cantharellus anzutake, 1008 nucleotides. RefSeq names its product glycosyl-transferase for dystroglycan-domain-containing protein. The transcript is spliced from 8 exons. Bases 1 to 1008 code for a protein of 335 amino acids. Gene Ontology annotation, biological process: protein O-linked glycosylation via mannose. Gene Ontology annotation, molecular function: glucuronosyltransferase activity; xylosyltransferase activity. The record is from RefSeq and is a predicted model, not a curated record. Lineage: Eukaryota; Fungi; Basidiomycota; Agaricomycetes; Cantharellales; Hydnaceae.
AUGCUUUCCAUCCUCAGGGAGCAUCCUAUCUUGACUUGGAUGAAAGCGCUCUACGUCGUAGUCUCUCUGCCCCUUCUCCUAGCCGGCCGUGUUGUCCCUUACUACUAUCGUGCAUCGCAUCGUUUCCCUGCGGAGGACAUAACUAUCACUACUCUAGUGACAGGAAACCGAUUCCACAUACUUUCAGACCUUGCUCAGAGCUAUCACGGACCCAUUUCUGUUGCUGUGCACGUUUCCUCGGGUCCACGAUCUGAGGUCAGCUCUCUUCUUGAUAGUCUGCAUAGUCUUUACGAAACCAUUCCUGCGAUAUUGCAUGCCAGGACCGACUACGUCAUGAUGCUUGAUGUGGACUUCAGCAUAUGCACCGAUUUCAGGAGUAGAAUCCUGGAGAGCCAGGAUGUAAUUUCUAAACUAAGAAUGGGAGAUGUGGCUCUGGUUGUUCCUGCCUUUGAAUUCACGGACCAAAGGGAUGGGAUCGAUCCCAGUACAUUCCCGAAGGACAAGGAGGGGCUCCUUUCUCUAGUCCAGAAUGGAAAGCUGAAUAUGUUUCACGCCUCUUGGCUACCAGGGCAUCACAGCACCAACUACGACAAAUACUAUGAGGCUCCAGCCGGGCAUGUCUAUCGUGUCACUGAUUAUCAAUACUCUUAUGAACCCUAUAUCAUUUUUAAGAGGGACUCGGCACCUUGGUGCGAUGAACGUUUCGUUGGAUAUGGGAGCAACAAAGCAGCUUGUCUGUUUGGCAUGUACUUGUCUGGGAUAUCCUUCUACGUAUUACCCGAUGAUUUCGUGAUUCACAGAAGUCAUAUUUAUGCCGAAAAAACCCGUACCUAUGAGCGCAAGUACAAUAGUCUGGUUUACGCUGAUUUCCGAGCAGAGACAUGCCUCCGGUAUUUCAUGCAACGUUUGCUGGAUGGGACGCUGGAGCUGCAGAAAGGUGAAAACGUAAGGACAGAAUGUAUCCACAUCGAUGGUGUUCCUGGAGCAGUCAAAGAAGUCAGUGCCUAA